Messenger RNA from Pyrenophora tritici-repentis Pt-1C-BFP, 756 nucleotides. RefSeq names its product TT-ORF1 multi-domain protein. The record is from RefSeq and is a predicted model, not a curated record. Lineage: Eukaryota; Fungi; Ascomycota; Dothideomycetes; Pleosporales; Pleosporaceae.
AUGACAAAAUUUCACUUUCUCAUAGCCUCAGAAAUCUCCCCCGGCCACCACACCGGCUACAGGAUCACUUCCGCCUCAGCCUCCGACUCUACAACACCCCCCGUACCCAACCCAGACACUCCACUCUACACCACACACAGAGUGCACAGCAAAAGCCCUUGUACCAAAAAGCCCUUCACCUUCACAUUCCGCACCGAGAGCGGCUCCAACGUCAUCCGCAGAAGUGUGGAGAGUUGCAGCGGUCAUCGUCGUAUCGUCGUAGAGAGCGCUAUGAACAAAGCAGUAGAAGAUCUUCUUUCAAAGUCAAGAGAUGCUAGGAAGUCUUUCCAGUUAAGCUGGCAUUACAAGGCUUAUCUUACUGGGAGUAAUAAGUUGAAUGAGCAGAAGAAGAGGGUGGGGGUGACGUUUGAGAUCAAGGAUGGGAUGAGGUAUUGUUGGGAUGUUUAUGAGUAUGUUGUUGAUGAGUGUGAUGAAAAUGAGGCGGAGGAUCCGUGGUGGCGAGAUAAAGAGGUGGGGAAGGGGAAGGGGGUGGAGGUAGACGAGGAGGAAACAGAAGACGAAAUGAUGGACGAGGAGGAAACAGAAGAUGAAAUGGUGGACAAAGAGAAGUCGAGGGAGAAGAAAGACGAGGCGGGGCCGAAGAUAAAGAAGGAAGACGAGACGGAUGAGGAGACAGAGAACGAGAAGAUUGAUAACAGAUUCCAAGAUUUGGAUUUAGCAGAAAGCACCGUAGAUGUCAGCGACGAAGAGCUCUAG